Molecule: messenger RNA, 510 nt
Organism: Lichtheimia ornata
Lineage: Eukaryota; Fungi; Mucoromycota; Mucoromycetes; Mucorales; Lichtheimiaceae
Exons: 4
Coding region: 1-510 (169 amino acids)
Biological process (GO): chaperone-mediated protein complex assembly; protein folding
Cellular component (GO): nucleus; cytosol
Molecular function (GO): Hsp90 protein binding; protein-folding chaperone binding
Source: RefSeq, a predicted model, not a curated record
AUGCCUCUCCACCCUACUGUUCUCUGGGCUCAACGAAAGGACCUUAUUUAUCUGACCGUCCAGCUUAUUGAUAUCAGUAAACCCGAAAUUGACGUCAAGAGCGACCGCUUCCAUUUCAAAGGAAAAGGCGAAGAGGAACAAAAAGAAUAUGAAGCUGAUAUCGAGUUCUACGGUCCCGUGGAUGUCGAGAAAUCCAAACAACAUUUGACACCUCGUAACCUUACCAUGAUCAUUUACAAGAAGGAGGAAGGUUAUUGGCCACGUCUUCAAAAGGGUGGCAAGCUCAACUACGUCAAGGUCGACUUUUCAAAAUGGAAGGAUGAAGAUGAAGAAGAGGAAGAGGAAAGUGCUGAUCCUAUGGGUGGUAUGGAUUUCCAAAGCCUGAUGGCUCAAGCUGGUGGCAACAUGCCCACCAUGGAUGAUAUGCCCGAAGAUUCGAGCAGUGAUGAAGAAGAUGCCAAGGAAGGUGGCAAGCAGGAAAAGAAAGGUAAGAUGGGAAACAAGGUUUAA